AUGCGGGACACCGUGGUCGUGGUCAAGAAGCCUAAAGAUGUGGACAGGUCUCUACUAAACAAGGAUUUCCAGGAUCAGCUUGAAAUUCUUAUGAACAUAAGCUGCAAAAAUGUGGUGAAGCUCAAAGGCAUAUGCUUGGAGACUAGAAUACCAUCGUUGGUUUAUGAAUACAUUCCGAAUGGCACCCUCUUCCAAUUCAUCCAUCAAAAUGAGUCAACCAUCUCGUGGGAAAAAUGCUUCAAAAUAGCCACCCAAGCUGCUCUUGCACUACACUCCAUUGCACUUGAUUAUAUGCACUCCAAAAAACAAUCCCCAAUCUUUCAUGGCAACAUCAAGUCAGUGAACAUACUUCUGGAUCAAAACAACUCAGUGAAAAUAUCUGAUUUUGGAACUUCGAUACUCAUAUCACCAGAGCAUAGACAUAUCGUAGCCACUCAAAAAAAAGACUCGUGGGGUUACAUCGAUCCAGAAUAUUUUGUCACCGGUAUGCUAACACCUCAGAGCGAUGUAUACAGCUUUGGAGUUGUCCUUGUGGAGUUGCUCACAAGAAAGAAACUUCAUGUUACCGAGUCCGGAAAGUCAAUCAAUACUAUCCAUCGUUUCAUCUCUUCUGUGAAGGUCAACAAAUUCUCCGAUGUCAUAAACUUUGAGGGCGCUAGUGAAGACGAAAUGGAGAGAGUACGAACCGUAGCUAAGAUUGCAGUGAACUGCUUGGACCAAAGCGGUGCAAACAGGCCGACAAUGAGCGAUGUGGCUCAACAACUCGCCAGUAUCAACCCAAGCUCAACAGUUGAAGAAGAGAAUGAAGAGCCCGAACCGGGAGAGGAUCCAAGAAUCCUCAAGCUGUCCUUCCUGUCUGGGAAUGGAUUUAGCUUCUUCCUGUAUUUGAUCCUUUAUUACCGUAGCAACAUAUCUAAUAAUGUCGAGUGGGCAAAAUUCAAGAAUGAUGGAUUUCCUCAGUAUCUCGAGCUAUGUAUUGUAUUUGGUGGUACAUAUGCUACUGAGGAUUACGCCAUAGGAAAUGCUAAAGAUUUGACGGUAUCGGAGGAAGAUGACAAUGGUGAUGGCAAUGUAGGUGGUGAUAAUGGUGGUGGCAAUGCAGAUGGUAACAAUGAUGGUGGCAAUACAGAUGACUUCAGUGAACACCACAUUGAUGAGAGAGUCUUUACAUGA
Eucalyptus grandis is the source of this 1173-nucleotide messenger RNA. RefSeq names its product wall-associated receptor kinase-like 1. The coding region runs from base 1 to 1173 and encodes 390 amino acids. Gene Ontology annotation, cellular component: plasma membrane. Gene Ontology annotation, biological process: cell surface receptor signaling pathway; protein phosphorylation. Lineage: Eukaryota; Viridiplantae; Streptophyta; Magnoliopsida; Myrtales; Myrtaceae. The record is from RefSeq and is a predicted model, not a curated record. Gene Ontology annotation, molecular function: ATP binding; protein serine/threonine kinase activity. The transcript has 2 exons.